CAUGGAAACAUUGAAAGAACACACACAAAAAUGGCGACCUUCAUCAUGUUAAUGGAAAGAAGGCGAGAAAUUAUCGUAAAACUAUUUGAAAACACAAGUGAAUCUGAAGAUCAACGAACUGUAGAGUAUGCUGCUGCCRUGAAAAUUCAAAGCUGGUUUAGAGCCACAAGAGUCAGAGCAUAUAUCAGAUAUUUAAAUUCCUGUGCAAGAACAAUACAAAGACAUUUUAGAGGUUUCAAAGGAAGAGAAAUAUAUAGGCAGCUUGUUAAGGAGCAUGUUGCUAAAAUGAGAAUAAACUAUUAUAAUUGCCAAGCAAUAAAGAUUCAAAAAGUUUGGAAAGGAUACUAUACAAGAAAAUAUAUCCAUAACUUCUACAGCAGGAAAGCUUUCCUUGAAGGACUGGCUGUCAGAAAUGCAACAGUUAGGGAAAAACUUCAAAAUCUUGCACUUUCUGCUGCUCAGGAGGCAGAAAUUAAGAAAAUGGAAAAAGAAAAGUCUGACAGGAAAAUGGAAGCAGAAAAGACCCACUACUUGAUCAGCACACAUCAGAUACCUGGUGUGUACAACCCACAAUUUACAGGAAUUACAGCAAAGGAAAUUGAACUAAGAGCAACAAAACCAUUAAGUCCAAAAUCACGAGCUGCAUUGAGUGCAAGACUUCGAACAGGAAGAAGUAAAAGCCUGAGUGACAAAGAAGUUAUCAUUGAUGAGSAAAAUAUGAAAUAUAAGCCUCUUCCUCCUAUAAAUGCUCCAAAAAUUCAGGGUCCCUUCCGUACUCCMGAGGAAGUUUGGCAGCAACGACAUAAGUCUCUCAACCCUACUCUUCGAGUUGCUACAGCAUAUGAUUCGGCUGAACAAACCAGAAUGGAAAUGAAAGCAAAGGAAUGGGUUACAAGAGUUAUCGAUGAUAAGUUUGUACCUUUCACACACAGACUUCGUCCUUACGAUCCUCUGCUUCACACCACUUCAUCUUAUGGAAGCUUGCCUUACGGCACCAAACAUUUCAGAGAGGAAAACCCACCAGAGCACAUCAGUAAUCAGCGCUUCAAGACGGUUGUUUCACCCAUUCCUAUAUUCGAACAAUUUGGAAAGACCUAUUAAUUGAUAUUAGUGUACAUAUGAACAGUAGAGGAUUAGAAUAAACGUUUUAAGGACUGUA
Exaiptasia diaphana is the source of this 1159-nucleotide messenger RNA. RefSeq names its product spermatogenesis-associated protein 17. Gene Ontology annotation, biological process: spindle organization; mitotic cell cycle; establishment of meiotic spindle localization. The record is from RefSeq and is a predicted model, not a curated record. The transcript has 13 exons. NCBI's taxonomy places the organism in Eukaryota, Metazoa, Cnidaria, Anthozoa, Actiniaria, Aiptasiidae. Gene Ontology annotation, cellular component: spindle pole. Gene Ontology annotation, molecular function: protein binding. The coding region runs from base 31 to 1101 and encodes 356 amino acids.